CAAAAACCAUUAUAAAAACGGAGAGUGAGAGGUGUGAAAGAUUUAUUAUCUCAAUACAUCACAAGAGAGAACAAAGAAACAAACAAAAACCAAAAAAGAAAAAUUUAAAAAUUUCCCAGGUUGUUUCGUCUUCUUCAAUGGCGUCAAGGAAGAGCUACCACGCAAAACCUAAUUAUAUUUACCAGGCGUCGUCAGAUUCAAUGGCCUCCGACGCUCUCUUCGAAUUCGACGAGUCGGAGAUUUGGAGUAAUACGAGUUCCAACCAAGUCGCACCGUCGUCGCUGGAGGCGAAGAAGUGGAUUCCGGCGGCGAGGGAGCCGAAGAAAUUGGGGAUGAUGAGGAAGAUCUCCACGGCGGCGGCGCCGAUGGCGUCGGCGUCGUUGCCGGUAAACAUACCGGACUGGUCGAAGAUUCUCAAGGACGAUUACAAGGAUCACCGCAAGAUCGACGACGGAGAUGACGGCGGCGACGGCGGAAAUGGUGAUCUCGGCGAUCGGAUUCCGCCUCACGAGUAUCUGGCGAGGACUCGAGGCGCGUCUCUCUCCGUCCACGAAGGCGUCGGGAGGACUCUCAAGGGUAGGGAUUUGCGCCGCGUGAGAAAUGCGAUAUGGAAAAAAGUCGGUUUCGAGGAUUAGCAGAGAAAAGUACAGAGAGGGAGAGAAAAUAUAUAUUUAUAGUACAUAUAUAAACAUAUAUUAUAACACAGACAGAUUUUGCAGAUGGAAAAUUUUGGUAGUGGUAGGAAAACCGGAGAAGGACUUGAUUAUGAUGAAUAGUUUCUCUCUCCUUUCUCUUCCCUCCAUCUUCUGGUUGUUCUUCACCAGAAGUCCAGAAGGUUUUUUCUCUAAAAUGCUAAUUUAUGCGUUUUGUUUAUUAUUAUUUUUUUUGUAGUUUUUGAAUAUUGUUGUUGAUAUCGUUUUGGGUGUCUGAGUUUUAUGGAA
Molecule: messenger RNA, 941 nt
Organism: Morus notabilis
Lineage: Eukaryota; Viridiplantae; Streptophyta; Magnoliopsida; Rosales; Moraceae
Exons: 1
Coding region: 138-635 (165 amino acids)
Source: RefSeq, a predicted model, not a curated record